Onychostoma macrolepis is the source of this 1588-nucleotide messenger RNA. RefSeq names its product cornifelin homolog B-like. The transcript is spliced from 4 exons. The record is from RefSeq and is a predicted model, not a curated record. The coding region runs from base 136 to 666 and encodes 176 amino acids. NCBI's taxonomy places the organism in Eukaryota, Metazoa, Chordata, Actinopteri, Cypriniformes, Cyprinidae.
GUUGCAUUAGAAGAGCAAGUAAGCCGUUUCUUAUUGCUUCUCUCUUUUUUCAGCAGUUAAAAACAAAUGUAUAAGUUACAUUCCGUCUUUUUAAAAUUUGACAAGGGUUGGAAAAAGAAAUAAGAUCAAAUCAUUAUGGCGACUCUAGUUGUGCAGCAGCCUCUUGGCAAGGCUGGGACAGAAGCUUGGAAUUCAGGAAUAUGUGACUGUUGCGAGGACUUGAAUUCUUGCUGCUAUGCGUACUGGUGCUUUCCUUGCUUUACCUGCACCACCACUGGAGAGUUUGGGGAGAGCACCUGUCUGCCUCUGUUGGACAUAUUAGGCCCAGCUCUCAUGGCUGCGUUUGGAAUCGGAGUAUGCGUUCCACCUGUGGGUCUGGCAAUGAGGGUGGCAGUUCGCUACAAAUAUCAUAUUGGGGGCAGUCUCUGUGAGGACAUCAUGACGUCUUGCUGUUGUAUCUGGUGUUCUUGGUGUCAGAUGAGUAGAGAAAUCAAAGCACGCAAAAAAGUCAUCAGAAUAGUGCAAAGACAUCCCAUGAUGCAACCAGUUCCAAUGGGAGUCAACCCACAAGUUGUCGCUAUGCAGCAGCCGGCAGCAUUCGGUGGCGCACCGGUGAGAGUUGGUCCUGCAGUCCAGAUGGCACCAAUUAAGACAGCUGCUAUGUAGAAGUUCACCUCAGGUCUGCCACAUGUAUCUUGCUUAAAUAAUGUUAUAAGGGAUUCAUAGUGUACUAGCUAAUCAGUUUCAAUAUUAAUGAUUUUGUGUGAAUGGCUUGGGUGCAUUUGGAAAAUGUGUUUAUAUUGUAUACUUUAUAUUGUUUAUUCUUUGUAUUUGUUUUUCUUGUUUGGUUUAGGUAAUCAGACUUAUUCAAAUUAUUAUUUUUUUAAUAAAAACAGAGUAAAUUGUUAUAUAAGUCUUGUUUUCUUCAACACCGAUGACUCUUGAUAUAGUAUUUUAAAGUGAUUUUGUCUGUUAAUAACUUUGGGCCUUAAAUAGCAGAAGUGAGCACAACUUUGAAAAAAACAAAACAACUGAUGAACUGUUUACAGGAACAAAUAGAUAAAUCGAGUUUGAUGCAGCUUGCACGUUUACAGUGUGCGGUGGGCUUCAAAAAUGGAAAUAGGAUUAAAUGUGUCAACUUAAGUGGUUGUAAAUUACUUAAAAAUUAUUUAAAAUGUGUUUGUGUUAGCAAUUCAACAUUAAUAACAUCAUUUAAUUUAUUUCAUGGUGGAGAGGAAGACUUGUUUUAGAAAUAGUUUAUAAUAAAAUUAUUUUGCCAAAUAUAGAUAUGUUCAAUAGGGAAGCUAACCUCUCGUUCUUCAGAGUAUACAUACAAUGCUCAUUAAAUGUUCAUUAAAAAUAAUUUUUUGUCGUCGGAUUAUUUGACAUUGAAGUAUAUAAAGGUAAAUGUGGAACAGUGUGAUUUUCUGUCUCUUUUGUAGAAUUCAAAGAGAAAGAAGUGGAGAGAUUCCAUCGAAUCCAUGCAUGUUGAAUCAAACAUAGUUUUUUUCUCUAUACCCAGGCCUGCUCACAUCAUGUAUCUUCAGGUUUUACUGCUUUAUGAAUGCACAACUAAUUCAUCAUACCU